Molecule: messenger RNA, 1541 nt
Organism: Plodia interpunctella (Indianmeal moth)
Lineage: Eukaryota; Metazoa; Arthropoda; Insecta; Lepidoptera; Pyralidae
Product: transmembrane protein 256 homolog
Exons: 3
Coding region: 166-657 (163 amino acids)
Cellular component (GO): membrane
Source: RefSeq, a predicted model, not a curated record
CUGACAUUGACGUUCCAACUUUGACCGAUCGACCAACUCCCUAAAACAUACAUUUCUAAUUUUUAGUUGUUCAGUGUUUCUGAAAGCUUCGUUUGUUUUCGAUUUGUUUCUGAUAGAUUCAAUUGUAUAUUUGCAUCUAUUAUUUAAAAGAAAAUAAUCACAGGUAUGGUAAAUUGGGGGGACGCUUUAAUGAUUAAUACGGUGACUGAUGGGACAAUGAAAAUAUUACGCCAGAUCGGAGUUUUUAAGACGAAUUCAUUGGAUCCGCCACCAGCUCCAAUCAUGAUUAGGACACCUUUGUGGGAGCUCGCACAAGAAGCUGGGCCGUUUGUACGGUUGGCAGGGCUUAGCGGAGCUGCAGCCGUUGUCCUGGGUGCCAUGGGAGCACAUAGAACAUUCCCAGAAACAGACACUAAAGAAGACUUGAAAAAAAUAUUUGAAACUGCCAAUCGUUUUCACUUUCUUCAUACUCUAGCCUUGAUGACUGUUCCUCUGUGCAAGAGGCCGAUUGUUGCUGGCUCCUUCUUCAUAGCUGGCAUGGGACUCUUCAGUGGGACUUGUUAUUAUCACUGCUUCACCGGCGAUCGCAGCUUGCGACGUCUUACACCCAUUGGUGGCUCUUGUCUGAUCCUUGGGUGGAUUGCCAUGGUACUGUAAAACCUGAGCACUUUCAAUAUCUCCUAUGUUCAAAUUUAGGUAUUAUUUAAGGUAGUCAAGUGAAUGUAUUUGCUUCAUUCCAUCUUUAGUCUAAUAUUUAAAAAUAUAUUAGGCUUUAUUUUAUUAUGUCAGUUUAGUGUAUUAAGUAGUGUGUGUUCAUUAGUAUUUGAGUAAUGCAUGGAAGUACUAAGUACUUGUCCACAUGCAGACUACAGCUUAUUACUUCCAUUGAGUAAUGUCAGUCAAGUGACUUUUGUUUUAUAAUCUUCAUCUAAAUCCAUAGUUAUUCAUAUAUUGCUCUAUUUAUGUAUUGACACACUGGUUAUAACUUGUUGAACUGACCUCUCGCAGUUUCAGUGGGAAACAACACACCGGUGUUUAUUUAUAUGGAAAAUUAUCCAUAUAUAAAUAAGUAAAUAAAUAUAUCAGGACAAAUCACACAGAUUGAGCUAGCCCCAAAGUAAGUUCGAGACUUGUGUUAUGGGAUACUAACUCAACGAUACUAUAUUUUAUAACAAAUACAUAAUAUAGAUAAACAUCCAAGACCCGGGCCAAUCAGAAAAAGAUCAUUUUCCAUCAUGACCCGACCGGGGAUCGAACCCGGGACCUCUCGGUUCAGUGGCAAGAACUUUACCACUGCGCCACCGAGGUCGUCAAAUGUAUAUAUGUGCAACUUAUUUAUUGGAAGUGGUGUAGCUAUGAAUUUAUAUUUGUAAUUAAGAGAUAACAUUAUAUUUUACUUUUAUGUAGAACAGUUUAUCAACUCCUUACCUACGUAAACAUUAUUUGACUCCUUUGUGACAAGAAAAAUAUUUUGUACAUAUCUAAUUUAUGGUUAUUGUGAUUGUGACAUUGUUAGACAAAUAAAGUUAAUUAUUUAAGAA